GUGCCAGGAGCCCUUGGCUGCCCAGCAAAGGAAUUUGGUGGUGGUGAGAAGACGGUGGGUGAACUUGGCAGUCCUCAAAAGUUUCUUUACUGGCAAUUUCCCAAUUGGAAGACCAACAACAAGACUAUCAUGGUUCCUCCCGCCUACAAACCCACUGAAUCAGGCUACACAAUUUCAAAAGAUGGCAAAUAUGCUGAUGAAGAUGACGUCAAUAUAAGAGGAAGACAAGGAGAGAAACUUGUGUACGAUCAUCUGCAAAAAAAUGGCCGAGCAAAGAACCUGGGCAUGUUUGUCAUUCAUGGAUUUGACCUUACAGAGAUUACCAAGUGGAAUACUAGAUGCAAAAGUGAAGAUUCCGUGCCUAAGUCAGAUAAAGUAGAUAAAACAGGAGAAAGCGACUUUGUCAUCUUUCACCAUAAAAAAGGCGUCAUUCUACUCGAGGUUAAGAGUUUGAAGAAGUCUGAGAAAGAAUUACUAGGAUCUAAAAUCAUUGAGGCUAAAGCCCAACUGGAUAGAACCAGGACAGUUGUUGAAGCUUUCGCUGUAGUGAACAAUUCCAGCGAUGAACAAUCUGAUCGCUUGGAGCCACCUCCAGUGAUGAUGGUUAUUGCUCUUCCUUCCACGAAGAGAGGUAGUCCACAUGCUCACGUGGAUGACACUUUAUUAAUGUAUGAGGAAGAUCUUGCAAGUCCGGAGAGCUUUUCAAAAUGGUGGUAUGACAACAUUGAAUCACCUCCCUGGAUGGCCUCCACCCCAGACAUCACCAACAAGGCCUAUGAAUUGGCCUUAUCAAGAAUCUUGGCUGUACGACAUCUUGGCCCUGUAACUGAGUCUGAAUACACAGCUGACAUAAGCUAUACCUUAGACACCUUCAAGCAUCUGGGAAACUUGGCUAGUGGACGCUUCCGCAGGAUCAAGGAAGUUGAAAACCCCCAUCUCUUUCGCUGGUGCAAGUACAUGAUGUCUCAGGUCAAUCUCCCUAUUGCCAAAGUUUCAUGCAAAGAAGCUUUGCACACCCUUAACAGCAUCAAUGUUACUGCUUCUGAGGCAAACCUUUUGAAGGUUCUUAAUGAACAUCUUUCUGAUAAAAAGUUCCUUCUGGGGAACAAGAUGGCCGGUGAAGACACAAAGAUAUUCCAGUACCUUUGGACAGUGUACAUCAUUGACAUUGACAGCAUAACCAGAUUCAUGAAUAGAGUUACUGAUGCAAAGAAGAAAGAUAUAAUAGUUGACACGGCCAAAACUCUGACAGACCUAGGUUUAGCCAAAGCAGAUAAUGUUACCGGACUAAAUGAGCUCUCGAAGUUAUUAGACAAAAGCCAAAGUGGAUUUCUAGAAGGGGAAAGCUGCACAAAUCUGGACAGAGAACUGUGUGAAAACCUGGCCGGAGGAAAUGUCAGGAUUCUGGCCCUUCCUCUCAAGAAGCGAUGGGCACCCGUGUUUACAAUGGAUCAGCUUGCCGUGUUUGAUGGACCAAAGAAACAGCUUAUCAUCGGUGGGCCAGGGAGUGGGAAGACAGAGUUGAUGAAGGCCAAGGCUCUCAUACUCGCAGAGAAGUUGCCACCUGGAAAAAAGAUUUUAUACUUGAUCCACGGUGACAGAAAAAACGUCUUUCCUAAUGUCAUGAGAAAAUUUUUCAACGAUAACAACGAUAACAAGGAAAUGUGUGUGGAUGUACUGACAGUUGAGUUAGAGGGGGAACAUCGCAAGGCCUUUGAAGACCAGCAAGCUCAGUUAAAAUGGGAAACAUACAGCCAUGUUUUCAUUGACGAGCUAUGGAUUGGUUCAAAGAUCAGAUACGAAAUGCAGCAGGACGGUAAUAUGAAUGUAAUCGACGAGCUAACAAUUCCCAAACAAGCAUUAGAGAGCAUUGAGGGCUAUGUUUGGAUGACCUCUGUCUUUGACUUUAAGAAAGAGUGCUUUGAGAAAAUCAGCAAAGAAGAAAUCACAGAAGUGUUAACCUUGCAGAGACUGGAAGGGAAAGAGAAUUUGCUUUACAAAAAGCUCAGUACACCAUCUCUUCUGGAGGUUCUGGAAAAAAAAGGUGGAGUCACAAGUAGGAUCAGGCACCCUUUGAGGAGUGUGAACAACAUUGUGAGGCUGCUACAAGGCUACAGUUCCUUGUAUCUUGAGAGAAGUUUUCCAUAUGGUGUAAAGAACAUGCUCAAUCACAAUGUGGAUGGGCAGGAAAUCACCUGGAUUGCUGUCCAACCAGAGGGAAAUGAUGUCUCACCAGAGAGAGCACAACAUGCUGGACAUUCACAUGUGGACAGGGAUCAUCUUACAAUGCUAAUGUACAACAAAUGCGUGCAAGUCAUUGAACAAGUUAUCUGGUUCAAUCGUGACCUUCGUCCACCUUCGUCCACCUUUAUUAAGCUACAGCUUAAUCCUGAUGAUAUUCUGGUGGUCAAUUUUGUUGCACGCUAUCAGUCCAAACAUAGUUUAGCUGGUGGUCUCACCUUGGAAAACAUUCCUGUCUGUGACCUGAAUGACCAAAGAGCAUCUUCAGCUGAGGAUGAAUUUCUUGACAGGUUACGUGGUGGAGUGUGUCUCUUGAAUUCAAAGUCAAGAAAGGAUUCAGCUUGCCUUGAUGGUGCAGAGUGGCCCAUGGUAAUUGUGCUUCUGACACCUGAACUUCUGUUAGGUGAUGGGAAUUCUGGGUUUGAACCUGUUCGUAACUAUGAUCCGUACAUAGCCAUGUUCCGUGCUCAGGCGAAACUUGUUGUGAUAUCAGACUCAUGGAGGUCAUCCCAUGACUUCCUCAACACAGUCAAAGAAAAAAAAGCCUAGGUAACUUGGAAUCAAAAAUGAGGCCCUGUUUUCCUAGCUAGUAAU
Pocillopora verrucosa is the source of this 2835-nucleotide messenger RNA. NCBI's taxonomy places the organism in Eukaryota, Metazoa, Cnidaria, Anthozoa, Scleractinia, Pocilloporidae. The record is from RefSeq and is a predicted model, not a curated record.